AAUACCAGCUCUUCAAGUCUAAGAUGGUUUACAUUCCUUCUCUUUCUUCUUCCCUUGCUCUCAUUACUGUCCUUGCUUCUGCUGCUCAAGCUGCUACUUGUACUGUCGCUACUGGUGGUGAUGCCGCCAAGAGCAUUGUUAGUGCUUUCAAGAACUGUAAGAACGGUGGUACUGUCGUCUUCUCUAAAGGCGCUACCUACAACCUCAAGUCUCUAGUCGAAGUCGAAAACCUCAAAAACGUCAAAGUUCAAUUCUAUGGUACCAUCAACUUACCUGGUUUUAACAAAAGCCAUGCUGGCAAGAACAGCUACUUCCGUAUCAAGGGUGACAACAUCCAUUGGGAUGGUGGUAACGUUGGUACCUUCAAUGGUAACGGCCAAAAAUGGUGGGAUGCUGAAAACAGAAAGGCCCCUACUGUCUUCAGAAUUCAAGCUACCAACUCUUACUUUGGAAAUUUCAAGAUCAUCCAAUCUCCUCGUGCCCAUGUUGGUAUCACUAGCUCCAGCAAGGUUAUUCUCGACAAGGUCACUUUGAAGACUGUCUCCAAGAGCUCCAAGCCUGCCAAGAACACUGACGCUGUUGAUAUCUCCAACUCUGACAACAUUACCUUCACUAACUCUGAUCUUACUGUCGGUGAUGAUUGUACAGCCAUGAACAACGAUGUCUCUAGCAUCAUCAUCAAGAACGUCAAGUGUAACGGUGGCCACGGUUUCAGCAUUGGUUCCCUUGGCAAGGGUGGAUCCAGUGCUACAGUCAAUGACAUUACUAUCCAAAAUAGCAGCUGUACCAACUGUCAAAACGGUAUUCGUAUCAAGACCUGGCCUGGUGGAAAAGGCUCUGUUAGCGGCGUCAAGUUUGAAAGCGUCCAGCUCGAUAAUGUUGAGAACCCUGUUCUCAUCACCACUCACUACUGUGACAAGAACCAAAAGUCAUACUGUAAUGGUAACGACAGCCACUCCUUGACCAUCAAGGAUAUCACUAUCAAGGACAUCAGCGGCUCCACCAGCAGCAAGAAAAGCAACCCUGCCAUCAGCAUCAACUGUUCCAAGAACACACCCUGUUCUAACUUCAAGAUGUCUAACGUCAACAUUUCUAAGCACUCCAAGACCAAGAAGAAUGAAUGCAUCAACCUCUCUGGCUCUAGCAGCAUCUCUUACUCUAAAAAGGGUGUUCGUGCCAUCUAUGUUACUGAUAUUUGUAGCAAUAACUUGCAGUCCUUGGCUGAUGAUGUUCAGAAAUCAACUGGUGUUGAAUGUAUCCCCAAGCGCGUGGAUGCUAGCUCUGACCAAGACCUUCAAGAACUUAUCUCGGAUGCUCUUGCUAAAUUUGAGCGUCUUGAUGUCUUUUUUGCUAAUGCUGCUAAGAUUAUGGGCGGCCGUCCUUUAGAGUUAGAGACUAAGGAAGGUUUCUUAGAAAUGAUGGGUAUCAAUGCUUGGAGCGUCUUUGCUGGUAUCAAAUACGCUUCGGAAGCUAUGAAAAAGACAUCUAGCACCAAGCCUGAAAGCGGAGGAUCAAUCAUUGCUACUGCUUCAAUUUCUGGCAUCAAGAACGGAAAUGGUCCUACAACUUAUGGGGCUUCAAAGGCUGCCAUUAUUAAUAUUUGUCAAGCUGCUUCUUGGAAACUAGGUGGGGAUAACAUCCGCGUCAAUGCUGUUUGCCCAGGACCUAUCAACACAGGCCUUCAACUCAAGAAGCCUGAUCCUGAAACAUUAGAAAUGUAUAAACAAGUCUUCAAAACCUAUGUUCCAUUAAAGAGAAUUGGUCAUCCUACAGAAAUUGGUAACACAGUUGCUUUCUUGGCUAGCCCAGACGCUUCUUUUAUUACUGGUCAAGCAAUUGCUGUUGAUGGUGGUAUCACUGCGUCCGUUGGUUUCCCAUCAACUUCAGCUGAAUACUAAAUAGCAACAAGUCAACUAUAAACAUUAUGACUUCAUUAAUGUAAUAAACGUGAAUUUUAUACAGAUCAAAGAAAAGAUAUACCGUUUUUUUUUUUUUUUUUUUUUUUUUUU
This is a messenger RNA of Gilbertella persicaria, 2009 nucleotides long. Its product is annotated as pectin lyase fold/virulence factor. The record is from RefSeq and is a predicted model, not a curated record. The transcript is spliced from 8 exons. Gene Ontology annotation, molecular function: polygalacturonase activity. Gene Ontology annotation, biological process: carbohydrate metabolic process. Lineage: Eukaryota; Fungi; Mucoromycota; Mucoromycetes; Mucorales; Choanephoraceae. Bases 24 to 1898 code for a protein of 624 amino acids.